AUGGCUACCGAUCUCAUAAAAUGGUUGAAAAAAGCACCAUUACUGUCACCAAGUGAACCAAACUUGCUCAAUCCUAAUAACAUCAACGACGUCGAACAGUGCGAACUGUCACCUGAAGUAGUUACCGUUGUCAAUGAAGAGAUAACAUCCGCUAGUCGGAAACGAAAACGCAGAAAUUAUCAGCACUAUGAUGAAAAUAUUCGAGCUAAAAUCGGCAAAUAUGCAGUAAACAAUGGAGUGAUGAAUGCUGCUAGAAAAUUCACUAAAGAACUUGGUAGGCAUGUUGGUGAGAGCAGGGUUCGAGGAAUGAAACAAUCGUAUCUCAAAGCAAUUCGGAGUGGCAAAGAAAAUGUCAACACAUUGCCGACAACAAGGGGACGUGCCAGACUGCUCGGUAGUGAACUAGACUCCAAGGUACAGUUACUUGUACCACGGCUACGCAUCAAGCGGUGUUGUUAA
Molecule: messenger RNA, 459 nt
Organism: Saccoglossus kowalevskii
Lineage: Eukaryota; Metazoa; Hemichordata; Enteropneusta; Harrimaniidae
Source: RefSeq, a predicted model, not a curated record